Molecule: messenger RNA, 2749 nt
Organism: Balaenoptera musculus (blue whale)
Lineage: Eukaryota; Metazoa; Chordata; Mammalia; Artiodactyla; Balaenopteridae
Gene: SLC30A9
Product: solute carrier family 30 member 9
Exons: 18
Coding region: 126-1826 (566 amino acids)
Biological process (GO): transmembrane transport; positive regulation of transcription by RNA polymerase II; zinc ion transport
Cellular component (GO): membrane; nucleus
Molecular function (GO): monoatomic cation transmembrane transporter activity
Source: RefSeq, a predicted model, not a curated record
CUAAGGCCGCCUGCGGCGGCGCAGGCGUCGGUGUUCGGUAGUGUCCGGUCUAUGGAGUCAGUUGGUUUCGGCGGCGGCGCGGAGGUAGCAGGCGGUGUCCGAGUGGGGGCCUUUGCCCCGCCAGGAUGUUACCGGGCUUGGCCGCCGCCGCCGCGGCCCACAGAUGUAGCUGGUCUUCCCUGUGCCGGCUCCGCCUGCGCUGCAGGGCGGUAGCCUGCGGCUCCAGCGACCUCCAGGAAUGGCAGAAUUUAGUGACAUUUGGAAGCUUUUCAAAUAUUGUUCCCUGUUGCACACUGAAUCAAGUAAAGUUGUAUUCCACAAAUGUUCAGAAAGAAGGACAGGGAUCACAAACUCACAAAAUGGAAAAAGUACCAUCAUUUGAUGAAGCAGCAGAGAAUAUUGGUGCAGAACUGAAAGCUCCACUUAUUAAGCAAGAACCUCUCCAAGUAAGAGUCAAAGCCGUCCUUAAAAAGAGGGAAUAUGGACCAAAGUACACUCAGAAUAAUUUCAUCACUGGAGUCAGAGCAAUGAAUGAGUUCUGCCUCAAAUCCAGUGAUCUAGAACAACUUCGAAAAAUCAGACGACGAAGUCCUCAUGAAGAUACCGAGUCCUUUACUGUAUACUUGAGAUCAGAUGUAGAGACAAAAUCUUUGGAAGUUUGGGGAAGCCCUGAAGCUCUUGCCAGAGAGAAAAAACUUCGUAAGGAAGCAGAAAUAGAAUAUAGAGAAAGGCUAUUUAGAAACCAAAAAGUAUUGAGAGAAUAUAGAGAGUUUCUGGGAAAUACCAAGCCACGCUCUAGACCGACAUCAGUUUUUUUUAAGGGGCCAGGAAAGGUGGUGAUGGUUGCCAUUUGCAUCAAUGGAUUAAACUGUUUCUUCAAAUUUCUUGCCUGGAUUUAUACGGGUUCAGCAAGUAUGUUCUCAGAAGCUAUACACUCUUUAUCUGAUACUUGUAAUCAGGCCUUACUAGCAUUGGGCAUCAGUAAGUCUGUUCAAACACCAGAUCCUACUCAUCCGUAUGGAUUUUCAAAUAUGCGCUAUAUUGCUUCACUAAUUAGUGGUGUUGGUAUUUUCAUGAUGGGUGCAGGAUUAUCUUGGUACCAUGGAGUCAUGGGAUUGCUUAAUCCUCAACCAAUAGAAUCUCUUCUAUGGGCAUAUUGUAUUUUAGCAGGAUCAUUAGUAUCUGAAGGAGCAACACUUCUUGUUGCUGUAAAUGAGCUUCGUAGGAGUGCUCGGGCCAAAGGAAUGUCACUUUACAAGUAUGUAAUGGAAAGUCGUGAUCCUAGUACAAAUGUUAUAUUAUUGGAGGAUACUGCAGCAGUGUUGGGAGUGACAAUAGCAGCCACUUGUAUGGGCCUUACUUCUAUAACAGGCAAUCCACUGUAUGACAGCCUAGGUUCUUUGGGUGUGGGCACCUUAUUAGGUGUGGUCUCAGCAUUCCUCAUCUACACUAACACAGAAGCACUCUUAGGGCGAUCCAUCCAGCCAGAACAAGUACAACGGCUUACUGAACUCCUGGAGAACGACCCAUCAGUAAGGGCAAUUCAUGACGUUAAAGCCACAGAUCUAGGAUUAGGGAAAGUAAGAUUUAAGGCAGAAGUAGAUUUUGAUGGACGAGUUGUUACGAGAUCAUAUUUGGAAAAACAAGAUUUUGACCAAAUGCUACAAGAAAUUCAAGAAGUGAAGACUCCUGAAGAACUAGAGACCUUUAUGCUUAAACAUGGAGAAAAUAUUAUUGAUACUUUAGGAGCUGAAGUAGAUAGACUUGAGAAGGAACUGAAAAAACGAAAUCCUGAAGUUCGACAUGUAGAUCUGGAGAUAUUAUAGACUUGAUGGAAUGAAUCACCUUGGAGGGAGCCUUGGAAACAAGUUUGCCAAGACUGCUUUCCCACAGUGAAGGAGUCAAUGCCAUUCAGAAGCCGUUUUGGUUUUUUUUUUUAAGAUGGAGGAAAUAUUUAUGUAAAGAGCAAUUCAACAGUCCACAGAACUAGGACAACAUCUCACUUCUAAGAGACAUAUUACAAGUUGAAUCAAUUUGGAAAUCAUGUUUUUAUGUUGCAGCAGGAAACAUUUUGGUUACUUAAAUUGUUCAUAAUUUCUCAUUUUAGCCUGUCAGUGUGUAUUGUACCUUGCAAUCAUGUUUCCUUUCUUCACAUUGGUAAAAAAUAAGCAGCAUCUGUAAGAUUAUGAUUUUUAACUUUGUUGCCAGUGAAGAUUUCACUCCAUCAAAACCUGUCAAUCUUGAACAUUCUGGCUAAAUCUUGGUUUGCGGUCUUUAAAACAGUCACUCCAUUUCAAAGUCUGUCUUUCCUUAUAGAAUGUAGAAAUUAUUUUAACGUACCUUGUGUUUUUUGCCCUGAGCACUAAGAGGAACGCUUUCCUAACCUAGUUAUCCAUAAACGUUCAUUCCAGAAAGGACUUUAUUACUGAAUUGAAGGAAGAGAUUUCAGUACACUCUUUUAGGUCAUGCUACUUGCCAUUUUGUAAAAUUUCUUUUCUCUUCUUUGCUUUUUUUCCCUUAUUUAGUUUAAUUUUCCUAGUGGUAGGAAAUAUAAAAUAGCCCUAGAUAUUUCCAUGGGCCAGUGUGAUGACUGGUUUUUUGUUUUUGUUUUUUAACUGGCUUCAGUCCCAUAAUGUGUAUUUACUAGGAGAUAAUGCACUUAUAAGCAUUUUAACAUUAUGUAAAGUGGACUAGAAAUAUUUAUAAUUUCACAGACAGGACAGCAUUUUAUUUUUUAUUUAUUUUAAAA